This is a messenger RNA of Aspergillus steynii IBT 23096, 1340 nucleotides long. RefSeq names its product zinc-binding alcohol dehydrogenase family protein. The coding region runs from base 35 to 1078 and encodes 347 amino acids. The record is from RefSeq and is a predicted model, not a curated record. Gene Ontology annotation, molecular function: oxidoreductase activity, acting on NAD(P)H. The transcript is spliced from 5 exons. Lineage: Eukaryota; Fungi; Ascomycota; Eurotiomycetes; Eurotiales; Aspergillaceae.
AUUCAGUCGAGACAAUUCGGAAACAGCUAUCAUCAUGGGAGAACAUCCAAACACCUCACUCGUGGUGCGCGUGCCCGAAGGCGGAUCACCGAAGCUGGUGCUCGAGGAUCUGCCCCGACCUUCUCCAGGCCGUGGACAGGUCCUCGUGAAAUUGUCGCAUGUGGCGCAGAACCCGACAGAUAUUCAAUCAUUCGAGUCGAAUGCUUUCGGAGAUGGCGCGGUUCUCGGAUGCGAUUAUGUCGGCGAGGUCGUUGAGUUGGGAGACGGCGUUAGUCGACUGGCGAAGGGCGAUGUCGUGGCAGGACUUAUAUGGGGAGGCGAGAUCAAGGGCCUAGGAGGCUACAGCAGCUACAGCAUCGCUGACGAGAAUAUCUGCUUCAAGCUUCCUGUCGGGCUGUCCAGAGAGCAUGCCAGCACGGUGCCUCUCGCGGCGACAACUGCGUGGCUGGCUCUCUUCUCGAAAGACUCCCUCGGUCUGGAUCGCUCCAAUGCCGCCGGCACCGGCGUUCUCGUCUGGGGUGGAAGCUCCAGCGUUGGCCUCUACACCGUCCAGCUCGCCUCGCUGUACGGCUUCGAGGUAAUCGCGACCUGCAGCCCCCGUCACGCCGAUUUAGUCCGAUCCUACGGUGCCAAGCAUGUCUUCGACUAUCGGGACGAGAAAGUCAUCGAGAAGAUUCAAGCCACGGUGCCGAACCUCAAACACGUGUUCGACACGAUCGGUAAUCAGUCCUCCUCGACCCUCUCCUCGCAAGCCACGCAGAAGAACAGUCGUCUCUGCACGGUACGCCCGGGGAAGGCGAAUACCGAGAACGUCACGGCAGACACUCGUGUCACCGACGUCUUGGUCUGGACGGCGUUCUUGAAAGAUCAUAGAUAUGGCAAAUUCCAUUGGCCGGCCUCGAAGCAUGACCAUGAGCUGUCGCGUGAGCUCUUUGAGAACCUGCCCAAAUGGUUGAGUGAUGGGACUAUCAAACCUAGCGAACCGAAGGUCUAUGAGGGCUUGAAGUCGGUGGCCGAUGGUUUUCAGGAGUACCGAGAUCGCAAGAUCUCGGCAUAUAAGAUUGUGUACAGGGUUUGAAUGGGUCGCAACAUUCGCGUAAAGAGAUAAAUACUUUAUACAUUGAAUUCAAUCUCAGGUCUUUAGCGCUCAAAAACGGGCAUCUAAGAACUAGUCAUCUUUGACCUCGUCAGAGCUUCGGGGUUUGUCCGGCUCGGUUGGCAUACUUAUCCGAUGCACAAUACGGGCCCAUCGCCUUCGCCUCCAUUCUCCCAUCGCGUUGGAUCCAAUACCUCCCUUCUCUUCGUAGUCCUGCGAGGCUCGCCCCUUCAUCUUCUUCUUU